This is a messenger RNA of Chenopodium quinoa (quinoa), 1341 nucleotides long. RefSeq names its product leucine-rich repeat extensin-like protein 3. Bases 58 to 636 code for a protein of 192 amino acids. The record is from RefSeq and is a predicted model, not a curated record. Lineage: Eukaryota; Viridiplantae; Streptophyta; Magnoliopsida; Caryophyllales; Amaranthaceae. The transcript has 2 exons.
CAUCAUUUACUCAACCGAGAAGGCUCUUUAUCAGUGUAUAAGUAACUAACGGAUUACAUGGCCUUACAAUACCCAAUUGCAUGCAUCAAACAAACCAUGGAUCAAGGAGCUUUUGUCAAGCUAUCUUUUCUAGUAGUCAUCCUUGUAGCUUUCACAUCAUUUCUUUCUCCAUUUAUAGCAGAAGCAAGACAAAAGCAAGGGCAUCACAUUAACAAAGGCCACCAUCAUGUGAAGUAUUCCCCUCUGCCAUCCCCACCAUCUCUAGCACCAACACCGACACCAGCCCCUAAUGGCGGUACACCACCAUCGUUGUCGUCUGCCCCACCACAAUCAUCAACUUAUCCUGACCAACCACUAUUAGAUGCACCAUCUCCUCCACCACCCGAAGAAGAACAAGAUGAUGAAAUAAUAACACCACCACCACCAUAUGAUCCUUACAAUGUCGGAACACCAUCCGAAUAUCCAACACCAUAUGAUCCCUACAAUGUAGGAACGCCAUCAGUAGACGUACCAGCGUAUAAGCCCCACGGUUGUAAAUACAAUUGUACUGACUCAAAUGACUGCGAUUGGCCUUGUACAGUUUGUUGCUGGAAUGGGACUUGUUGCUAUGACUGGCCAGAACUUCCAUACGAAUAAAACUCGGUAAUGAGUUUAAUUACCUAUACAAAAUAAUUUAUAAGAUGAGAAUCGAUCCUAGGAUCUCUUGAAAUUGAGAGGGAAGAUCUAACCUAUUCAGCCAUCCUGGCAUCCUCCACCAUCACACUAUCACAUUAUGUUGUCUAUGUAUGUUUGUUUGAUUUGUUUUUCUAAUUUUAUUCCAUAUGAUGGUAAAUUAUACACGUGUACAAUGUACUACCUUCGAUUUUCAUUAUUUGUAAGAAUUGUAACUUAGGGUAUUAUUUGUGAUAUAUAAAAUAUUCGGAUGCAAAAUAAAAGUAGGGAUGCAACAGUUUCAUCGUGAUAACUUCUUAAUUAAUUUCAAACAGCUCCAUAAUUAGCUUGUUCUAUGUGCUUAACCUUUGAAAAACAAGCCUAAACGAAUAUAUCUUUCUAGAAAGAUGCUUUCUAACAAAACCUUCUCUGGUAAACAACUCUUCCAAGUUUAUGUUCUUCAUAUAAUAGGCCACUCAAUCUUCUGCCUUUAGAAUUCUUCAUUUUUAAUUAACUUCAUACGACAACAAUGUUUAUAUGAUCAUGUGAAUAAUUAAUUUUAUUCAAUUAAUUAGCUAGCUUUACUUCAUUUCUAAUUAAGAUUGAAAUGGAGGUCAACGUGAAAAAAAAUAUAUAUAUAUUGUCAAAAAAAAGGGUCAUUUUUUGGGAUUUGUUAAAUAUCGCCCACAA